GAAUGUCACACCUACGUUUUAUGUAGGUAUUAGGUAGUUUAUUUUGACCCUUACGUGAGGUGAAUAAUGAUUACAAAUUAAAACAAACCAAUGCGUGACUACAUUAUAAUAAUUCUAAUUGAAUUCUAGAAACAGCACAAAUAAUCUUUUCAGUUUGUUUGUUUCUUACGUUUACCUAGUACUAUGUCUCGUAUAAUAUUAUUUUCGUAUAAACAAGUACACACCCAAUCUCCGAGAUUAUUUUUCAUACACUUAAUAACAUUUUCUAUUUUUUGAUUUUCAAAACUAUGUGAUAAUCAUGAGAUACAACAAGCAGGAGUUAGCUUCAAUAGCAUCUCAGACGUCACAGAAUUUCGAUCGUGAAGGUGUAAUGGUGAUGAGAGAAAAACAAGACGGAUUCUUUCGUCGUGCUGAAGGAUGUUCGUUACGAUGGUUCCGUUUAAGAGGAAAUCUUUUAUUCUAUUUAAAAGGCUCUGAACCAUGGUAUGAGCCGAUUGGAGUAAUAGUACUUGGACAACAUGUCAUAAAACUUCAGGCAUGUGAUGAGAAUGGGUACUGGCCCUUUCAUAUUGUUUGGGAAAAUGGUGUGUGCUAUAGGUUAGCAACAUUUCAAGAAUCCGAAAGAACACUCUGGGUAAAAUCUUUGCAAAUGGCACCUUAUGAUAUAAUUAGUUCACAAAUUGUAGCACUACGAGAAAAACUGAAUAGGAUAAGACCUAUUGUUGAUGUAUCUGUCUAUAGAUCUCAGAAAGGCAUAGUCUUGGAUAUGAAUGAAGUGCCAUUAUGUGAGUUGGCUUUAUCAUGUGAUAAUUUAUUAUGUGAUACAUAUGGAAGACCUCCAUCUCCAGUUAUUGUUAUUUAUGUACGAUUUUCUAAAGAGCUGUGUAUUAAAUAUGGAUCAACAGAAAUAGUUGAAACUUGCAGUAAUCCCUGCUUUUCAAAGACAGUGUUAUUUCGGGCCAGUGAUGGUCUCACGGGAAAAGCUAUGGUCCGAGUAGUGGUGUAUGAUGUUAAGGAACGAGUUUCAGAAACUGUUGUUCCAAUGGGAUACACAACUCUACAAUUGAGUACAAUACAGGAAUCACAAAGACUUCGAGUAGCUUUAAAAACACGUGAUAAUAAAACAGUCGGUUUUGUAACUGUGAAUGGCUGGAGUCUGGAACCGUCAUGUACAGGAAACAGCCCAUGUCAUACGAAUGAUCGAAAUUACUUAGACAACGCUCAAAAAAUACAGUGCCAUAGAAGAUCUCAGUCAUUGCCACCAAGAUUAGGCUUGAAGUUGAAAUUUCCUUCAUAUGGGAAUAUGUUAAAGCAAAACUUUGUGAAUAGUCACCAUAUGACUUACAAGUUUCAUUCAGGAUUGGGUGGUGAUAUUAAUGUUCACGAAAUUAUGGCCGAACCGAAACUUUGUUAUCAAUUGCCGAUGCAAUUAUUGGAUAUUUAUAUUCAGAGAGAAAAAGAAUUGUUAGAUGAAUUAUUAUCUGUGGGUGAUAUUUGUAGUAACUGGCAAAAUAAACAGCUAGAUCUCGCAAGUAUACAUGUUUCAUUGCUGAAGCACUAUUCGCACUCCAAGAAAUGUUUGCAGCAAGCUGAACAUGCAUACUUCAAAGCAAGUUGUAAGAAAGAUGAUUCGAGUUUAGAGUUUGCACCAGUUAACCUGCACCUUCAAAGAAUGUGGGUCCACAAUGACACGCUGAACAAAACUGGAUUUCAUGACAUUAUUACAGCUGGUGCGUUCGCUGCGCAUACGCAUAAAGCAGAGAGAACUGGGGGCCUUAUUAGAUUAGUACAACAAGUUAAAGACAUAAACAGUACUAAAGCAGCACUAAAUUCAGCGGCGGCGAAUAAAAUACAGACUGAAUAUGAUAAUGUGAUGGCUUUGAGGACGCUCCGAGAUGAAAUUGUAACUGAUAUGGACAGAAUUGUUGUUCUGAUACAAGCGAACCAGUGUAUCGAAGUACGACAUAUUACGGAAGUGAUCAAGACUAAAACGAAAGGGAUGCUAGCCCUAUGGGAACCUCAAGUUAUAGAAGAGUCACUAGCCAUUAUUGGUUGGCCAAAACACGGUUGCAGCGAGGAUAGCGAUAAACCGACGAUAUCGACGAUAAUGCAGCUUACCGAGCAAUUGAGUGUGUUUGACACUGGUUCAGAUUACGAUAUGGACGCUUCGUCGAGCUCCAGCUCGAAGGAAACCACGCCAACCGUAGAGGCACCUUCCUUAUCAUCUAGUGUGCCCAACAUGUGCCACAAUCGCUGUUCCAAACCACAAGACUCAGUGAAGAGUAUCAUAGAGCCAUCAGACCUACAAUUCAAUCACGAUUACUUCAAUAGUAGCGAGCGGAAUAAGCUAAACCACUCGUUCAGAUCAGUGAGGUCGCCAGUUAAAGGAAAAUUCGAUGAUAAAUUCGACGGCAACAGACCGAGGCAUGGAAGUUUGCGGCACGACUUUAAGAAUUCCUCAUCUCUGGAGCAAGUCUCGUAUCGGUGCCUCAUGGAAAGUUUGAGCAGAAGCAUGAAGCGAAAGGUAAAUAGUUCCGAUCCAAAAGAGUCACCGCUGCCGAGUAUUGGUCAGAUCGAUUCGAGUACGAGGGAAACGAACCUGGCCUAUUUGAAGAAUUUCGCCACCGAAGUCGAAGCUAGCUUAACAAGCGUUGUCGAAUCUGUUAUCACAAUAAUCGAGUCAAAUAAAGAUGGUUUAGAGGAGCAAUUGGAGCCGCUAAGGGCGCUCACGGACGAUUUCAGGAACAAAGCCGAGUCCCUUAUCCAUUGGGCGCGUAUAUCUCACGCGGCGCUGCGAUUGCGUUGCGAGUCGCCCGUUUGGGCGCGAGACCACGCCGCCUUACAAACACGCAGGGACACGUGUUUUUCUCAAGCGCUGGCAACGGCAACAUCAGGACUUCUAUGUUGGUUCAACUCCGUCCCACAUGAAAUUGCUGUGAAACUGCUCAGUUCCGACCUAGGGCCUCUGUGCGGUUUCGAGGGCCUACUGAGUCUGUAUUCCACUGAGAAAGCAAUGUGGGGUGACAUGGUGGUAGCGGUGGAAGAUUUGCAGACUGUUCUAUUUACCCUAACUAAAGUUGGACAUAGUAAUACAGCAACGCCGCAAGUGUCCGGGGCGCGAGGCAGUUUGACGAUUAAUAUUCCAGUCUCCGACGCUCUUUAUUCAAAAUUCACCAAAAAAGAGCACUUAAGUUUUACGAUAACUGCGGUGUUUUUUAAUAUCGGUAUAAAUGAUAAAGCGACGUUAGCCGAAGCGCUCGGUGAGACAACGCCACAGUAUCACUCCAAUAACGACAACCUGGAUCGUCUGAACAAAUACUACCAUAAGUAUUGUAAGAUAUUCCCAGCCGACUAUCUAGCUGCUAAUAGAGCGUCGUCCCGGAUGAAACCUCUAGAAGAAGUAAUGGAGACCCUCAAGAUAGCCGUGCAUAAGAAAGUGCCAAAAAAUAUAGAAGUGUUGCAUUUAGCUGCGCUUGCGACGCGCCAUAUGAACGGUAUAAGGUUCACAUCGUGCAAAAGUGCCAAAGACAGGACUGGUAUGUCGGUUACAUUGGAGCAGUGUUCUAUACUCUCUGCCGAAUAUCAUCUCGCUGAGCACGAGAUGAAAAAAGCCAUAAACAUUAUGAGGAGCGAGGGCUGCCGUCGCGAGAAUACUUAUAAAAAUAUUGGAGUAAAGAAAUACGCAUUUACAAAGAAGCAGGUUAUGGCUUUGCCCGAGGAAUAUCGGCCGCCGGCUGGCACUUAUGGAUCAUCACAUACAUAACAACUAUACAUUUCCCUUUCUUCUAGCAUUCCAUGACGUAAUCACUUCUUAAUUUUAAUUGUUAGCAGUACCACGCUCGCGUGAUUGCCAGUUGGAGAUACGUAAUGCGCGUACACGCAGAGGGAUAGAGACAGAGCGAUUCGUUUCGAUAGGAGUGCGAGCGAGACAAGUGUUCUACUGUUAUGCGUUAUCGUUAACUAUUGCGUGGAAAAAAGUCGAAUAGUAUGAUACAAGAUACACCAUUUUUUAUAAUAGAAAAUUGUUAUACUUAAUUUGAAAAUGUAUGUCUUUGGCAUAACUUCUACAGCCACUGUUAGGCUUUAGCAAACUUAAUUCAUAAUAUGAAAUACAGGCUCUUACUGAUCUGAACGCAUUCUGGCGAUAGUGAAUUAGACUGAUGUUUUCUAUGGUCAUGAGAUGAAGUAUCUUGCGAAAUUUUAGUUCCAUCAAACAUUCCCACUGAAGAUAUUAAGAUUCCAUUGACAGAGAGAUAAAGAGAAAGAGAGGGGAUUAGGGGAGAGGUUGGUAAAAGCUGAAUUUUAAGUUUUUAGGGUAGAUUUUUUGUAUUAGAUUUUUAGAGAGUAGCCAGGAUAAAGUUGUGGAAUAUACUAAAUGUUACUAAAAAUGUCCUGUCAAUUUUUCUGUAGGAUUGCUAGUUUAGAAGAUAAAGUGUACAACCCUUUUUUCAAGAUGGCGGUCGCGACCCUAUAAACUUGAGGUUAAGCUCAUACUGACCUAUCCUACACAUCUUAAAUAUACAAUUGUGUCCUAUGAGAAACUCAACUCAAUGUUUUUUUUUUCAAUGCGCUAAGAUUCAAAAUGCCACAGAUAUUAUAUGCAAUAAACGAAUUAAGGAAACAAAAUUCUCAACCAUAAUUACAGUUAUUAUGAUUGGAAAUGAUCAUGUUCGUUUUACACUUUUCCUCAAAUGAAAAACGUUUCUAAAGAGGAAAUCGUUUCGUUAACUUCAAUGUAUUGAAUUUCACUUACUGUUAGUUGAUCCUUUCAUUACGGGUACCAAUUUUUUCAAUUUUGAUAUCUGUUUAUCGGGAAUCGAUUAGAAAUGUUUGAUUAGAACAUUUAGUUUUGCAAGUACUUUGGAGGGUUAUUUUAUUAUUCGAGAGUACACACGUGAAAAGGGGAAUACUCUUCCUUUUUGUAAUACAUACUUAACGCGCCGUAUUAUAAAUAAAGGUAUAACUGUAUUAUUAAAAUCGGUUGAAAUAAUGAUCAUUGUUGUGUUAAGCUUUAUUUAAUUUAUUAAUUUAUUAUUGAAACUCGUUAAAUGAUCGUACUGGUUCGCGGUUCAAAAUAUGUGUUAUUGUAUUUAUAUGUUACAUUGGAAGUAAAGUAGGUACUUAAAUGGUACGCUUAAUGUUGUGUUCUUGUUAAUUUAGAAAUAUGACAUAAACUUAAAUAUAAAAUAUCACGUACUUAUUUUUAUAUUGUGGACUUUUAAUUUACAAUUUUCGCUUAAAAUAAGUUUAAGUUUGUUAACUCAUAAAUUUUAAAACUACAUGCUUUGUAACUUUAAACGACACUUAUAAAAACCAAAACGCAUUAUUUUAUAAUUAACUCAUUAUUAUAUGAUAACUAAAUAAUACAUUUGAUGUGGAUUUUAAUUAGCAUAACACAAGUUAUUCAGUAAGAAAUAUGAGUAGAGAUGGUUUUGAAUGUUAAUAGACUACGGCUCGCGUUUAAAAUUGGUGGUCAUUUUAACCACUUGACUGCUACAGACCUGUUUAGAAGGAUACAGCAGCAUAAAAUGAUAUAGUUUAUACACUGUUUUCCUUCACAACAAUUACUUCUGGCUGCUCCGUGUAGGUAUGUAGCUGCUCCAAACUCUAUGGGAAAGUUUUCAAAUUCAUUAAAAUAGUCUGACUUUGUAGCAUAUGUUUCAAUACGGCGCUACAUGUUUUUUUUUUCAUCCAUGUAUCGAUAGUAAAAUGCCAUACAUAAAUAUAUGGCGUGAUGUAC
This is a messenger RNA of Zerene cesonia (dogface butterfly), 5740 nucleotides long. RefSeq names its product inositol polyphosphate-4-phosphatase type I A. Gene Ontology annotation, cellular component: cytoplasm. The transcript is spliced from 19 exons. The record is from RefSeq and is a predicted model, not a curated record. Gene Ontology annotation, molecular function: phosphatidylinositol-3,4-bisphosphate 4-phosphatase activity. NCBI's taxonomy places the organism in Eukaryota, Metazoa, Arthropoda, Insecta, Lepidoptera, Pieridae. The coding region runs from base 299 to 3763 and encodes 1154 amino acids.